Molecule: messenger RNA, 366 nt
Organism: Racocetra fulgida
Lineage: Eukaryota; Fungi; Glomeromycota; Glomeromycetes; Diversisporales; Gigasporaceae
Source: the annotation of a GenBank genome assembly
AAUUUCUCUUUUGUGAAAUCAGCUAUGGGCUUUACUCCUAUGAUAUAAGGCAUUACUAUUAUGAUGAAGCACGUUUGGGAAAAUUUCUCAAAGUUUCACAUAAUUGUGAUCACAUUUAUACUAAAGGCUUUGGAAAUUUGAACGAACUAAAGCUUCUCAUAGAUGAAAUUAAAUAUUUGGCGAUCUAUUUUUCUGGUGACACUAUGGAGAUGUACAUUCUAGAUGACAAAAUAAAACCUUUCUCUAGGAUGGUUUUAAUAAAUACCAUAACAGUUCCGAUAACAAAAGAUCCAACAUUUCAAGAAAUGUUUAAUUUUAUUGAAGGCCUAAUGAAAUUUUUGGAAAUAGAAGUUGAUAAAUAUAACC